Messenger RNA from Megalopta genalis, 1330 nucleotides. Its product is annotated as UDP-N-acetylglucosamine--dolichyl-phosphate N-acetylglucosaminephosphotransferase-like. Gene Ontology annotation, biological process: dolichol-linked oligosaccharide biosynthetic process. Gene Ontology annotation, molecular function: UDP-N-acetylglucosamine-dolichyl-phosphate N-acetylglucosaminephosphotransferase activity. Lineage: Eukaryota; Metazoa; Arthropoda; Insecta; Hymenoptera; Halictidae. Gene Ontology annotation, cellular component: membrane. The record is from RefSeq and is a predicted model, not a curated record.
ACCACGCCCGAAUGCUCUCCCACGCAACUUCUUUCGUCGAAUCCCGUCGACAAGCGCGAUCGCGACAUCUCUCAAAGCGCAUGCGUCUGAAAACCUCGCUAACUCAUUCAUUAUGAGCAUCUACAGGGUGAGUCACUUGACGUGACCACCUCGAAUCGUCGUGACUCAUAACUCAUACCCAUUAUACUAAAAAAACAUUUCGAAUAAAAUGUUAUCGAAACGCGUUUCGAACAAAGUGGUAUCAAAAGGGCCACGUGAUAGGCUUCGUUUUAUUUAUUAUUAUUGUUAUUUUAAAUGAUUUCUCAUCUGUCUAAUUAUCUAUGUUGCAAGCAAUUGAAUCAAUUACAAUUUUAGUGUGAUAAGAUUAGUCAUUUUUAUUAAGGAUCAUUAUGUUCGAAGUAGGCUAAAGACUUUACACAGGUAUAGAUUCUAAAAUAUUUGCAAUAACGUGAAAUCACGUUUGUCUUUCUUUAAGGUGCCCGGCAGAAGUAUUCGUAGGGGACACUUUUUGUUACUUGUCAGGAAUGACGUUUGCCGUUGUCGGCAUUAUUGGGCACUUCAGCAAAACAACUUUGUUGUUUUUCAUUCCACAAAUUAUUAAUUUUCUGUACAGUGUGCCACAAUUGUUCCAUUUUAUACCGUGCCCUAGACAUAGAUUACCAAAAUACAAUAAAGAGAUAGAUAAGUUGGAGCCUAGCAAUACUGUAUUCAACAAAAAUGAGAUUGGUUUUAUUGGUAAAAUCGUAAUGUGGAUAUUUACGAAACUACAUUUAGUGAAAUGGAAAGAAGAUAAAAAAGCUAUUGUUACUUGUAACAACUUCACUUUAAUCAACUUUGUAUUAAUCAAAGUUGGCCCACUUAAGGAGUCUACUCUUACAAUGAUUUUACUAUUAAUUCAGAUCAUUAAUAUUGCAGGUUUUUAGUAGUUUAUUAGCAUUUGUUAUAAGAUAUCCUCUCGCUUCGAUCUUCUACGACGUGUGAAGAAGAACAUGUUAGAAAUCAAGGCAUAUACAGCAUUCUGUAUAAUUACAUUAUCAUUUCUCAAUGAAAUGAUGUUUUUGUACGGAUUUACUCUUGUACAAGAAGUUUUAAAUGUACAUGUACUUUCAGGGUUUGUAUCUGUCAUUUAUAUAAUUAUACGUUUCAUAAAUGAGCAUAAACAAAUGUAAAUAUUACUGUACUUUUUCUCAGGAAAAGUGAAUAUGUUCCUUUUCAGUUUUUAAGUAAUGUUGGCCAAUAGUAAUAAAUACCGUAGUAUAGCGGAAAUAAAAUUGUAAUAUAAGAAAAUAAAAUUUAUAUUAUUUAAUAAAUAAUACAAUAAUAACAUUGA